Messenger RNA from Parnassius mnemosyne (clouded apollo), 1092 nucleotides. The record is from the annotation of a GenBank genome assembly. Lineage: Eukaryota; Metazoa; Arthropoda; Insecta; Lepidoptera; Papilionidae.
AUGGACCGUGAUCUAUUUGAUUUUCUUGAUAAUUUAGACACAACUGAUACUAUAUUUGAUAUAAAUCGUAGUCGAAGACCUAAAAUAUAUCGAAAACGACCAAAUUAUUUCAACGAUUUCGAUGAAAUAGAUUUUUUCCGAAGAUAUAGGUUAUCUAAAUCAACAGUGAUAUAUUUGUUGGAAAAAAUUGAACAUAUUUUGGAAUUUCCUGAUAAUAGGAACAAUUCCAUACCACCCAUAAAUCAAUUAUUAAUAGCUUUAAGAUAUUAUGCCACAGGCAAUCACUUGCUUGCUGUGGCUGAUAUGGGUGGUACUAGUUUGGCUACAUCCAGCCGGAUAGUAAAGAGAGUGUCUCAAGCAAUUGUUUCCCUACGUCGAGAAUUCAUUAUAUUUCCUGAUACAAACAGAGACCAAGACAGAGUUAAGAUAGACUUCUAUGAUAUAGCUAGAUUCCCUAAUGUACUAGGCUGUAUUGAUUGCACACAUGUAAAAAUUCAGUCACCAGGUGGAGAUGAUGCUGAACUAUUUAGAAACAGGAAAGGCUACAUGUCCAUAAAUGUCCAAACAAUUGCAUCAGCAAAGUUGUUGGUCCAGGAUGUUGUUGCACGCUGGCCAGGCUCUACACAUGACUCAGCAAUUUACCAAAAUAGCUAUAUUUAUAGAAAGUUUGAAAGAGGGGAGUAUGGAGACAGCCAUUUACUUGGGGAUAGUGGCUAUCCCUUAAAGCCUCAUCUCUUGACACCUUAUCUCAACCCUACAACAAGUGGAGAACGAAAAUAUAAUGAGGCCCACAUUAGAACACGAAAUGUGGUGGAACGGCAAUAUGGUGUGCUAAAACGAAGGUUUCCAGUACUUGCGGUUGGAAUUCGUUUAGCUUUAAACAAUGCCAUUAAUGUCAUUAUAGCUUGCUGUAUCUUGCAUAAUAUAUGCAUAUUAAGAAAUGAGCAACAGCCUGUGAAUAAUGAUGAUGUGCCUAACCUGGAAGAGCUAAUUGCAAGGGGACAAAUAAAUAAUAUGGCAUUUUCUGACAGACCUUCUUUGUCAUAUGGAUUUCGCAGAAAUCAAAUUACACAAUAUUUUGAUAAUUUAUAA